AUGGAGUUGGCUAACAUAGCAAAGUGCUUAUUGUUGGGUGUUGUGAUUCUGUGGAUUCAAAUCCAUGGAAACAAAUGUUGCUUUGAAGAAGAGAGAUUGGCUCUCUUAGAUUUCAAGGCAUUUGUUGGAUCAAAUGGGUUUGACGCAGACCAUCUUCUUCCUUCAUGGAUUGAUGAUCCAACCAGCAAUUGUUGUAAAUGGGAGCGUGUCAUGUGCAACUCAACCAUCGAUCACGUGACUGAGCUGUCGCUCAACAAUACACGACAAUAUGAUAUAGGGAGUGAUUCGUUUUAUUAUGAUGAAAAUAGUUGGUAUGUAAACUUGUCAAUGUUUCAGCAACUGAAAGAGCUCAAAACUCUUAAUUUAUCCUACAAUAAUUUCGAUUGUUCUAUUGAUGACCAAGGUUUUGAAAGAUUGAAGAAGUUAGACAUUAAUGGAAAUAGAUUCAAUAAAAACAUAUUAUCAUCAUUGGGAGCUCUUACAUCACUCAACACUUUAACUCUUAGUCACAUGUAUGAUGCAAUGGAUAGUUCAUUCCCUAUCCAAGAUUUUCAAAGAUUAGAGGAGUUGGAUUUAAGUGGCAAUAGAUUCAAUAAUAGCAUCUUAUUAUCAUUGGCUGCUCUUCCAUCACUUAAUACUUUGAUUCUCAAUGACAAUUAUAUGGAAGGUUCAUUCCCUAACCAAGGUCACGUGACUGAGCUCUCGCUCAACAAUACACGACAAUAUGAUAUGGAGAGUUAUUCGUUUUAUUAUGAUGAGAAUAUUUGGUAUGUAAAUUUAUCAAUGUUCCAGCAACUGAAAGAGCUCAAAACUCUUAAUUUAUCCUAUAAUCAUUUCGAUUGUUCUAUUGAUGAUCAAGGUUGUGAAAGAUUAUUAAAAGUGAAGAAGCUUGAAGUUUUAGACCUGACUUCGAAUAGAUUUAGUAAUAUCAUUUUAUCAUCAUUGGGUGCUCUUAUAUCACUUAAAACUUUAAUUCUUAGCAGCAAUAGAAUGGAAGGUUCUUUUCCUAUACAAGGUUUUCAAAAAUUAGAGGAGUUGGACAUUAGUUUGAAUAGUUUCAAUAAUAGCAUUUUAUCAUCAUUGACUGUUCUUCCAUCACUCAAGACUUUGAUUCUCAUAAGCAAUCUCAUGGAAGGUUCAUUCCCUAAUCAAGGUUUUGAAAGAUUAAAGAAGUUAGACAUUAGUAGGAAUAGAUUUAAUAAAAACAUAUUACCAUCAUUGAGAGCGCUUAUAUCACUCAACGCUUUAAUUCUUAGUGGCAUGUAUGAUGCAAUGGAUGGUUCAUUCCCUAUCCAAGAAUUAAAGAACUCGAACAACUUAUAA
Messenger RNA from Manihot esculenta (cassava), 1323 nucleotides. RefSeq names its product receptor like protein 21. Bases 1 to 1323 code for a protein of 440 amino acids. NCBI's taxonomy places the organism in Eukaryota, Viridiplantae, Streptophyta, Magnoliopsida, Malpighiales, Euphorbiaceae. The transcript has 8 exons. The record is from RefSeq and is a predicted model, not a curated record. Gene Ontology annotation, molecular function: protein binding.